AUGAGUGAUGGGUCAGGUAGAUACGUGCCCCCACAUAUUAGACGGGGAGGUGGUAAUUCGCAUGAAAGUGCUGCUGCAGAUGGUUUAAGCGGCUCUAGGUAUAGUGGCAACGGAUUUUUCUCCAGUCCCAAUAGAGGUAAUCAUAAGUCUUCAGGCGGGUUUUUUGGAUCUAGGCCGUUCAACGAUAGAAGGACUGGUCAAGGAAGUAGGGCAAGUGGCUCUGGUGGGUUCGGUGGCUCUGGUGGUAGAUACGGAUGGGUAAACGGUAAACAUGUACCAUACCCGAAAAAUCCAAGGUUAGAGAUGGAGUUGUUUGGUAAUGCAACGGAUCACGUAACUUCUGGUAUAAACUUUGAUAACUACGAUGAUAUACCCGUAGAGGCCAGUGGUGACAAUGUUCCUGAAGCAAUAACAGAGUUCAAGUCACCACCACUAGAUGAACUAUUGCUUGAAAAUGUCGAACUGGCCAAUUUCUCAAAGCCUACUCCGGUACAGAAAUACUCGAUCCCAAUUGUCACCAAGAACAGAGAUCUAAUGGCUUGUGCACAAACUGGAUCUGGUAAGACAGGUGGGUUUCUGUUCCCAGUUUUGUCAGAGUUGUUUUUAAAUGGGCCAGCGCCGCUCCCAGAGCACACUAGACACUCUUAUAUGAGGAAAUGCUAUCCCAGCGCGCUUGUGCUUGCACCAACAAGAGAACUGGCAAUACAAAUAUUUGACGAGGCCAAGAAAUAUACUUAUAGAUCGUGGGUAAAGCCCUACGUAGUAUACGGUGGAGCUCCAAUCGGUCAACAGAUGAGAGACAUGGACCGCGGGUGUAACCUACUGGUAGCCACACCCGGUAGGUUGAAUGACUUGUUGGAAAGAGGUAAAAUUUCUCUUGUUAAUGUUAAGUAUCUAGUACUCGAUGAAGCUGAUAGGAUGUUAGAUAUGGGGUUUGAGCCUCAAAUUAGGCAUAUUGUAGAGGAUUGCGAUAUGCCUAGUGUUAAUGACAGACAGACGUUAAUGUUCUCUGCUACAUUUCCGAGAGAAAUACAGCACCUUGCUAGAGAUUUUUUGAAAGACUACAUAUUUCUAUCAGUCGGUAGGGUUGGCUCUACCUCGGAAAACAUUCAACAGAAGGUGCUAUUUGUUGAAGAUUACGAUAAGAAUUCUGCACUUCUGGAUAUAUUAAUUAAUGAAAUUGAUGGAUUGACUCUGGUUUUUGUGGAAACAAAAAGAAUGGCAGAUCAAUUGACGGAUUUUCUGAUAGUUCAGAAUUUUAAAGCAACAGCAAUUCACGGUGACAGAACACAAGCUGAGCGUGAAAGAGCCCUACAUGCAUUUAGAAACGGUAUAGCUAAUAUACUUGUUGCAACUGCAGUGGCAGCUAGAGGCUUGGAUAUACCAAAUGUUACUAAUGUGAUAAAUUAUGACUUACCAACGGAUAUUGAUGACUAUGUUCACAGAAUUGGUAGAACUGGACGUGCUGGUAACGUCGGUGUCGCUACAUCCUUUUUCAACUCAAAUAGCAUGAAUAUUGCCAAGGAACUUAUGGAUUUGUUGACAGAAGCCAAUCAGGAGGUCCCUCAGUUUUUGGUCAAUAUGGUUCAAGAUAGCAUGAGAUUUGGUAGAGGUGGACGUAAUUCUAGAACUGGAAGUAAUAGAGGAAGAGGCUCCAAUACAAGAGAUUAUAGACACUCUAAUAAAGAUGACUGGGGUAGUCUAGGGUCGUCAAGAAGGGGUUUUAGAAGUAAUGACAAUCGUGGUUUUGGUAAUAACUGGGGAUCGUCUUCUGGUGAUGGUUUUACUAACAAAGCUGCAAACUCGUGGUGGUAA
Nakaseomyces glabratus is the source of this 1815-nucleotide messenger RNA. It is a transcript of the gene DBP1, whose product is annotated as putative DEAD-box ATP-dependent RNA helicase DBP1. Lineage: Eukaryota; Fungi; Ascomycota; Saccharomycetes; Saccharomycetales; Saccharomycetaceae. Gene Ontology annotation, molecular function: RNA helicase activity; ATP binding; RNA binding. Gene Ontology annotation, cellular component: nucleus. The record is from RefSeq and is a predicted model, not a curated record.